This is a messenger RNA of Cyprinodon tularosa, 1917 nucleotides long. RefSeq lists its product as uncharacterized. The transcript is spliced from 2 exons. Lineage: Eukaryota; Metazoa; Chordata; Actinopteri; Cyprinodontiformes; Cyprinodontidae. The coding region runs from base 108 to 1643 and encodes 511 amino acids. The record is from RefSeq and is a predicted model, not a curated record.
CAAUGCAUUUAGGGUAGUUAGCGCCAUUUCUCUGGCGGAGAGAGCAGCAACAAACAGAAGAAAACUAACAGAGAGUAGAAGUGUUCUAGUUGCUUCCUUUGGAAAUAAUGGGACACUGGUGCUGCGUCAAAGGAUGCAAUAGUAAUUCUAAACAGAAAACAGCAGAUGGUGCCGUACGGUUUUUCGUAUUCCCCACUUGGAAAAAAAAAUACGGACCGCAGACAGAGGACUUAACAAAGAGGCGUCGGGCUGCAUGGGUCGCUGCUGUAAGAAGGAAAGACAUCACGUUCCAUAAAAUAUCUCCUCAUGCUCGUGUUUGCUCUCGGCAUUUUCACAAAGGUCAACCCGCAUAUGAGAUGAUGGAGACUGACCCAGACUGGGCUCCAUCCCUGCAUCUGGGCCACACUGACAUCAAACCAACAGACACAGAACGCUCUUUAAGACGUGGUUAUCGGGAACAGCUGAAAAAGAAUGCCCUGCAAGCAACUGAAACGGGGCUCCAUCAGGCUGAUGAAGUCCUUGAGCAACAGGAUGAAGUUACACAUGAGGCGACAGAGAACCCUAACCAGCAACAGACUGACACGCAGAAGGCUGCUGAAAACGUUGGCCGGCCAAACACCAAGGAUGACACAGAAGGUGGUCGUCAGGAAGGACAGACAGAAUGUAACCUGUGUGUGCUCAGGUGUGCAGAGAUGAAUCGUCUUUUGGAAGAAAACAGAGAGCUGCGGCGUGAACUUGAUGAGCUGCGGAUCUCUGAUGGCUUCUUUGGAGACAGUAAUGAAAAAGUCAAGUACUAUACGGGUCUGCCAAACUUGGCAACCUUUAUGGCUUUGUUUAAUUUUCUGCUGCCUCUCAUGUCUGCUCAAAACAAAAUUCUCAGUCCAUUUCAAAUGCUUCUGUUAACCUUCAUGCGUCUGAGAUUGGAUCUGCCCUCACAACACCUUGCUUAUCUCUUCCGUGUUUCACCAAAGACAGUGUACAGAACAUUCAAUGAAAUGGUGUCAUUUUUAUAUGCAAAUCUAAAGCGUGCAAUUGUGUGGCCAGAUAGAGACACCUUGCACAAAAUUAUGCCUCAUCAGUUUGUGGAGGCCUUUGGACAUAGAGUCACAGUGAUUAUUGACUGUUUUGAAAUUUUCACAGAGAAACCAGCUAAUUUGAAGGCACGUGCCCAGAUGUUUUCCUCCUACAAGCACAAUCAUACCAUGAAGUAUUUAAUAGGCAUAACACCCAAUGGAGCUAUAUGUUUCUUGUCAAAAGGGUGGGGUGGAUGUACAAGUGACAAACAUAUCACCUUGAACAGUGGCUUUCUUAACCUGUUGUUGCCUGGGGAUGUUGUGUUAGCUGACCGAGGUUUUGAUAUACAGGAAAAUGUUGGCAUGCUGUGUGCGGAGGUCAAGCUUCAGGCCUUCACAAAGGGGCGCUGUCAGCUGGAUGCUAAGGAUAUAGAAGAAACAAGGAAGAUUGCACAUCUAAGAAUUCAUGUUAAAAGGGUGAUUGGAAAUGUUUGUCAGAAAUACAAAAUAUUAACUGGAACCAUACCCAUAAACAUGCUAUUAACAUGUGAAGGCGAAGAAGUCACUUUCUUGGACAAGAUUGUCACUGUCUGUUGUGCCCUUACAAAUCAUUGCCCUACUGUAGUGUAAAAAUGAAUGCCAGAUCAAGUACUGUUUCAACUUUAUUCUUCUUUUCACAGAAAUAGAAUUUUGCUUUUUUUGAAGUUACUUUUGAAAAAUAACAGCAAAACAAAUAUAAGUUUCACCAUCACUUCAAAUAUUAACAAUGUUUCUGAAGUUGUAAAAAUGUGUGUACAAUAAAGAGUGGAGUUUGAAAUUUGAAACAAGCAUUGUUAUUAUCUUCACAAUCAAGCAGGGAAUUUAUGAAAAUGCAAUAAAAAAUCUCAAAUACAUAAAUAAUGCA